UUCAUGUUCUCCAUAAACACACAAUUUCAUCAAAUGUCGGAGAACUAUAACUUAUAUUUGUCACUUAUAACUUGUGCUUUUUAAUUGUACGAGAACCUUUACUCACGUGGUCCACUCAUUUUUUAAUCUAAAAAAAAAAAUUCUCCCCAGAAUCCAGAAGUCCGUGAAUCAUCAUUAAAAACAUUUAAUGCAACCUAUGAAACUCAUUCCAUUCUCAUCAACCAUAACGCGUGAUUAUCCCACGUGACCUUCUGAACGACCUCUAAAUAGGCAACAUCGUCCCUUUGGCGGUGUCUCCAUUCGACAAUAUUCGAACUAAAUAUUACUAACGAUCAAAUAAAUCUUACGUCAAACCAGGACUCGUCAAGGAGAAGGGAACAGCCAUUGAGGGAGUGAAAUAAGUUGUGUGUCAUUAAAUCAAUCAGAAAUUAAUCUACAUUGAGAAAUGCUGUUGAGAGCUACCAGUCAGCUGCGCAAUGAUUUGGCUCGGGUGACAAUACGUAAUGCUGUAAAAACCAAUGUUAUCCGAUGCUUGACAACUCGUCGAUUCCACAGAAAGUCGCAGCCCAGAAGUCAGGGAUGCAAUUUUUUGAGAUCGACAUGCCCCUGGAGGCAACAGUUUCGAUUUUACGCGGAUUAUCCAGAUCAUGUGAAAGUCACUCUGCCUGCGCUAUCACCUACGAUGGAGACGGGGACGAUUAUCAGUUGGCAGAAGAAAGAAGGUGACAAACUGAAUGAGGGUGACCUUCUCGCUGAAAUUGAAACGGACAAAGCUACGAUGGGGUUCGAAACUCCAGAAGAAGGUUAUCUAGCUAAGAUUGUUGUACCAGCUGGGACUAAGAACAUCAGCAUUGGCUCUCUUGUUUGCAUUAUCGUGGAGCAACAGUCAGAUGUAGCGGUAUUUAAAGAUUUCAAAGAUGAUGGAACUGCUGUCUCACCUACACCUGCUGCUCCAGCUACAGCUGCUGCACCACCACCACCUCCACCAGCAGCACCAAGAGCUGCUUCUACCCCUGCGUUUCGAUUUUACGCGGAUUAUCCAGAUCAUGUGAAAGUCACUCUGCCUGCGCUAUCACCUACGAUGGAGACGGGGACGAUUAUCAGUUGGCAGAAGAAAGAAGGUGACAAACUGAAUGAGGGUGACCUUCUCGCUGAAAUUGAAACGGACAAAGCUACGAUGGGGUUCGAAACUCCAGAAGAAGGUUAUCUAGCUAAGAUUGUUGUACCAGCUGGGACUAAGAACAUCAGCAUUGGCUCUCUUGUUUGCAUUAUCGUGGAGCAACAGUCAGAUGUAGCGGUAUUUAAAGAUUUCAAAGAUGAUGGAACUGCUGUCUCACCUACACCUGCUGCUCCAGCUACAGCUGCUGCACCACCACCACCUCCACCAGCAGCACCAAGAGCUGCUUCUACCCCUGCGGUCGCCCCAUCAGUGCCUACUAGUGCUGGAGAUAGAAUUUUUGCAAGUCCCAUGGCAAAAAGAUUAGCUGCUGAAAGAGGAUUAAGCCUUCAGGGAUUGAAAGGAUCGGGACUGUUUGGGUCGAUAACUUCCAAAGACCUGGAUGGCGCAUCACCGGCAUCUGCUGGCUCACCUGGAAUUGCAUUUGCUGGAGGAGUUGAUAUUCCCGUAUCUAGCAUCCGUGGUGUUAUUGCAAAACGUUUAUUAGAGAGCAAGCAGACAAUCCCACAUUAUUACCUAUCAAUUGAUGUUAGAAUGGACUCUGCUCUAGCCAUAAGAGAACAAUUCAAUAAAAUGCUGGAGAAGGAGAAAGUCAAGUUGAGUGUCAAUGAUAUCAUCAUCAAAGCUAUUGCUAUGGCCUGUAAGAAGGUACCUGAGUGCAACAGUGCUUGGAUGGGAAACGUAAUUCGACAGUAUGAUAAUGUAGAUGUCAGUGUAGCUGUAAGUACGGACGCUGGCUUAAUUACACCAAUAGUCUUUGGAGCAGACUGGAAAGGUCUUGUAGAAAUCAGUAAAGACGUCAAAGCACUAGCAGCAAAAGCUCGGGAGGGUAAACUUCAACCUCAGGAGUUCCAAGGUGGUACGAUUACAAUCUCCAACCUCGGCAUGUUCGGAGUGAAAAAUUUCUCUGCCAUUGUAAAUCCACCCCAGUCCAUCAUCCUGGCUGUGGGAACCACAGAAGCUAGGCUUAUUCCUGCCAAUAACGAACGAGGGUUCACCACUGCUCAAUAUAUGACUGUAACAGCUAGUUGUGACCACAGAACUGUAGACGGUGCAGUAGGUGCACAAUGGCUGUCGGCAUUGAAAAGCUUAUUGGAAAAUCCAUCGGCAAUGCUCCUCUAAAAAUAAGAGAUAUCGAAAAAAAAA
This is a messenger RNA of Fopius arisanus, 2323 nucleotides long. It is a transcript of the gene muc, whose product is annotated as dihydrolipoamide S-acetyltransferase muc. Bases 446 to 2299 code for a protein of 617 amino acids. Gene Ontology annotation, molecular function: dihydrolipoyllysine-residue acetyltransferase activity. Gene Ontology annotation, biological process: pyruvate decarboxylation to acetyl-CoA. The record is from RefSeq and is a predicted model, not a curated record. Lineage: Eukaryota; Metazoa; Arthropoda; Insecta; Hymenoptera; Braconidae. The transcript has 8 exons.